UGAGGCUAGAGAGAGAGAAGAAGGUUGGUAAUGGAGAAACGAUCAAGAGAAUUUAAAACCCAUAACCUCUCUAUCUCUCUCUCUCCUCCCGCUGUCAAACACCAUUAAAUCCCCCCAUCAGUAUCAGUUACGCAAUUUCUCAAGGGGAGACAGGUAAGGAGAGAGAGAGAUUUUGGAAUGUGUAAUGAAUGUAAAAGGAGCGAAAGGUGGGAGUGAUGAAAGCACUAAUGGCUAAAUGGCUGCUUAUGAUAGGCUCGAGAACAAAGACCCGGAGACAGAGAUUUAUUACUCUCUCUCUCUCUCUCUUUUGCUCCUCCCUCCUCCCAUUAUCUUUUUUUUUUCAGAUUCUCUUCCGUUACAUUUCUCUUUUGUUCAAAGUUUGAAACUUUGUUCCCUCUUUUUCUCUUUGUUGUUUUAAUGACAGACAGUUGUGUGAUGGUCCAGAGUUAGCUACUUCACUUGUUUUGGUUUAAAGGGUAGAGGAAACUGUUUCUUUGUCCACAAACACAUUAUACUUUGAAUAAAGAUGGAGUUUCUCGGCGACAGCUCUGAAACGGACAAGAAGACGAUGAAGAAGAAGCGUUUCCACCGCCACACACCUCACCAGAUCCAACGCCUUGAAUCAGCUUUCAAUGAGUGUCAACACCCAGAUGAGAAACAGAGAAUGCAACUUAGUAGAGAAUUGGGUCUAGCUCCAAGACAGAUAAAGUUUUGGUUUCAGAACCGAAGAACACAAAAGAAGGCACAACACGAGAGAGCUGAUAACUGUGCACUCAAGGAAGAGAACGAUAGGAUUCGUUGCGAAAACAUUGCUAUCAGAGAAGCUCUCAAACACACAAUCUGCCCCACCUGUGGUGACGCUCCUUCUCAUGAAGACUCUUACUUCGAUGAACAGAAGCUCCGAAUCGAAAAUGCACACCUUAGAGAAGAGCUCGAAAGGGUUUCAAGCAUUGCAGCUAAGUUCAUGGGGAGACCACUUUCUCAUCUCCCACCACUACUAAAUCAGAUGCCAUUCCACAGUGGUGGUCUUUCGCUUGAUUUUGAUCUUAUUCCUGGAAGUGGUUCUUCAAUGGCUGCUCCUACUUUACCAUCUCAGCCAAACUUGGUUUUAUCAGAUAUCGAUAAAUCUCUGAUGACAAACGUUGCUGUGACCGCUAUGGAAGAGUUGCUUAGGCUUACGCAAACAAACGAGCCUCUGUGGAUUAAAAAUGAUGGAGCAAGAGACGUUCUCAACCUCGAAAGCUAUGAGAAUAUGUUCCCAAGAGCAAGUAGCCGUGGAGGAAAGAACCAUAACUCUCGAGUGGAAGCAAGUAGAUCUUCUGGCAUUGUUUUUAUUAAUGCUAUUACACUUGUGGACAUGCUCAUGGACUCUGUUAAAUCUGCAGAGCUUUUUCCCUCAGUCGUUGCAUCAUCUAAAACUCUCGCAGUGGUUUCAUCUGGAUUGCGUGGAAACCACGGAGAUGCUUUGCAUUUGAUGCUUGAAGAGCUUCAAAUGCUUUCGCCAUUGGUUCCAACACGUGAGUUCAGUUUGCUAAGAUAUUGUCAGCAAAUCGAACAUGGAACUUGGGCUAUUGUUAAUGUCUCCUACGAGCUUCCUCAGUUUAUGUCUCAUUCUCGGCCGUAUCGUUUUCCUUCUGGUUGCUUGAUUCAAGACAUGUCCAAUGGCUACUGCAAGGUUACUUGGGUUGAACAUGUUGAAAUCUCGGAGCAAGAGCCUAUUCAUGAGAUGUUUAAAGAUAGUGUCCGUGAAGGGUUAGCUUUUGGAGCUGAACGUUGGAUCGCUACUCUCCAAAGAAUGUGCGAGAGAUUCGCGGCUCUUAUGGAACCCGCAACAUCCUCAAUGAUUCCAUCCCCGGAAGGGAAGAGAAGUAUAAUGAAACUUGCUCAAAGAAUGGUUAGCAACUUCUGCUUGAGCGUUGGCACAUCUAACAACACUCGAUCAACGGUUGUGUCGGGAAUGAAUGAGUUUGGUAUCCGUGUGACUUCGUACAAGAGCCAUCACGAACCAAACGGAAUGGUUCUGUGUGCAGCCACCAGCUUCUGGCUCCCAGUUUCUCCACUUAUCGUAUUCAAUUUCCUCAAAGAUGAAAGAACUCGUCCUCAGUGGGACGUUCUCUUGAAUGGAAGUUCAGUUCAAGAAGUAGCUCAUAUCGCAAACGGUUCACAUCCAGGAAACUGCAUUUCUGUUCUUCGUGGGUUCAAUGCAUCAUCAUCACAGAACAACAUGCUGAUUCUACAAGAAAGCUGCGUAGACUCAUCAGGCUCGCUUGUGGUUUACACUCCAUUGGAUUUACCAGCACUGAACAUGGCGAUGAGCGGUCAAGACACAUCUUAUAUUCCCAUUUUACCCUCGGGUUUUGCAAUUUCACCAGAUGGAAGCAGGAGUAGCCAGAUCCCAGAGCUUAAAGUUGAAGGAGGAAGUGGAGGAGGAGGUUCAUUGAUAACGGUUGGGUUUCAGAUAAUGGUGAGUAGCUUGCAGUCAGGAAAAUUGAAUAUGGAGUCAAUGGAGACAGUUAAUAACCUCAUCAGUUCCACUGUCCACCACAUUAAAACCACCUUGAAUUGUCCUUCAACUGCUUGACGACGCCAUUAAUAGCUCAUUUUCCCCAUCUGAUUUCUGAUAAGGGUCAUUAAUGAUCAGAGGAGUGAAAGUUAUUAAGCACUUAUUCUACCUUCAGUGCCAGCAAAGAGUGUAAGAAAAUCAUUACUCUUCUGGUUGUCUGUCUCCUCUCUUCACUCUCUUGUUCAGAUUUUGUUUCUGAAGUUUUUUUUUUUUUUUUGUGUUUUGAGAAUGGUAAUAUUUGGUGGGAGGUGGGAGUCAAGAACGCACCAUGCCUUUUAUGUAUGGUUCGGGCAUUGACUUCUGUUUGUUUCUUUUGUCUAGUUACAAAUUGUUUCUUGAAUGUUGUCCAUGUUUUAUCUGUCACCUGUCA
Messenger RNA from Brassica rapa (field mustard), 2933 nucleotides. Its product is annotated as homeobox-leucine zipper protein HDG12. The record is from RefSeq and is a predicted model, not a curated record. Lineage: Eukaryota; Viridiplantae; Streptophyta; Magnoliopsida; Brassicales; Brassicaceae. Gene Ontology annotation, biological process: regulation of DNA-templated transcription. Gene Ontology annotation, molecular function: DNA binding; DNA-binding transcription factor activity, RNA polymerase II-specific; lipid binding.